This is a messenger RNA of Oldenlandia corymbosa var. corymbosa, 1281 nucleotides long. NCBI's taxonomy places the organism in Eukaryota, Viridiplantae, Streptophyta, Magnoliopsida, Gentianales, Rubiaceae. The record is from the annotation of a GenBank genome assembly.
AUGUUGCCGGGUUCGUGGAAGGAUAAAUGGGCUCGAAAUCUCAUCAUUCGGUUUCUUGGUGAAUUUAUUGUCUCUGGUUGCUUAAUUUUUUCCGAAGAAGAUGGUACGAUUCUCACCUUUGGAGAUGCUUCACAGAAAAGAACUGCCUUGAAAGUUUCAGUGAAAGUUCACAAUCCUCAGUUUUAUUGGAAGGUCGCAACGGAAGCUGAUUUGGGGUUUGCAGAUGCCUACAUCAAUGGAGACAUUUCUUUUGUUGACCAGAACCAAGGUUUGCUUAAUCUUUUCUUGAUUUUUAUUACCAACAAAGAACUAAAAGCUUCUUUGUCAAGUGGUUCGGCACCUUUGCUUCUAUCAGCCGGAUUAGCAUCUGCAAAGUACUUGUUUAAGUAUGUCUUGAGACCAAAUAAUCUCACACAGGCUCGUCGAAAUGUAUCUCUCCAUUACGACCUGAGUAACGAAUUAUUUUCCCGGUUUCUGGACGAAACAAUGUCAUACUCAUGUGGAAUAUUUAAGUCACAGGAUGACGAUUUGAAAACUGCUCAAUUAAGAAAGAUUUCUUCACUCAUUGAAAAGGCCAAAAUAAGAAAGGAGCACCAUGUACUUGAUAUUGGAUGCGGUUGGGGAACUUUAGGUAUUGAAGCAGUGAAAAGAACCGGGUGUCAGUAUACGGGAAUCACCCUAUCUGAAGAGCAACUGGUCUACGCUCAACAGAAAGUAAAGGACGUCGGGUUCCAGGAUCGUAUAAAUCUCGUGCUAUGUGAUUAUCGUCAACUGCCAAAUAACUUUAAAUAUGACAUAAUCAUAUCUUGCGAGAUGGUGGAACAUGUCGGUCAUGGAUUCUUUGAGAAGUUUUUCAAGUGCUGCGACUCUGCAUUGGCAGAAAAUGGGCUCCUUCUUCUACAGUUCACAUCGGUGCCGGAUCAAAGGUAUGAAGAGUACAGAAGAUGCCGGAGUUUCAUAAGGGAAUACAUAUUUCCCGGUGGUUGCCUGCCAUCACUAACCAGACUCAUGACAGCCAUGACUACUGCAUCCAAGCUAUGCGUUGAACACGUGGAAAACAUAGGAUUUCAUUACUAUCCUACCCUGAGAUAUUGGAGGAAAAAUUUUGCCAAAAAUAAAAGUGAAAUCCUGGCAUUGGGAUUUGACGAGAAGUUCAUUCGGGCAUGGGAAUACUACUUUGACUAUACUGCUGGUGGAUUUAAAACUGGCAUAAUUGGGAAUUAUCAGGUUGUAUUUUCAAGGCCAGGCAAUGUUUCAUCCUUUGGCAAUGUGGAAAAUUGA